AUGGGCAGGGAAAUGGAGCAGGUGAGAGAGACAGUGGCUCCAGACAUCAUGGGGGAGGGAGGAGAAGAUGUGAGCGAGAUGGUCGCUGGUACUACAUGUAACUUUGCUGAAACAUUUGAAACACUGUUAGCUAUUAAACAUGUGUAGAGUCCUGCUGUUCUGUCUGUCAGAGUGUGGGUGUACUGUGCAGUCACUGUAUUAUUCAACACAGUCUGGGUUCCUUGGGUGACAGUGGUGGAGUCUCUGGUCCAAGUGACAGUGGUAGCAGGUCCACCAGUGGAGAUACAGGUGAGGGUGAAUGAGUUGUCAUUAUGGAGAGUGAAAUUCAUACCACCAGACAAUGCUAGACGGCCUGAGUAUAG
Molecule: messenger RNA, 362 nt
Organism: Geodia barretti
Lineage: Eukaryota; Metazoa; Porifera; Demospongiae; Tetractinellida; Geodiidae
Source: the annotation of a GenBank genome assembly